AUGCUAGUGCGUGUUGUCGACUUUACGGGCGUGCAUUUGUGCGCUUCCUUCCUCCACUAUGUGGCUGCUUUCAAUACCUUGCUCCGGACUCGAGGCGGUGAUGCACAUAUGCCGGGGAGAAGAUCGGCUUCGAACUCUGUGGACGAGCUGGCCGGAUACGAAAAUGUCAACAACACACUUUGCGCAGGCGAGAUUGUCGUCUCCGGGAAGUCUUUUGAGGUGGUGCUCGACACCGGAAGCCAUGACUUCUGGCUGGCAAAUUCAAGCGGGCUAGCCAACUAUACCAAUACCUCUGUCUCUGCAACUCUUGACUAUUUUCUGGAUACUGGUGUGGUGUGGUCGGUAUCAGGAUUCGCUCUCAUCGCGGAUACGCAGUUUGCGAAUUUCACCGUGCAGAAUCAGGCGUUUCUGGCGGAUGUUACAAACGCGAGUGCAUUCCUAUCAGGAAUAAAUGGCAAUGGCGGCCUUCUAGGACUUGCGCCCCCAAAUGCAAGCGGAGCAAUCAGUUCGGCACUUCAGAAGGCGAAUAUGACGUUUAGCAAUGACUCGAGUGUCCUUGAGAACGUACGCGCCAGUGCCCAUGUCGAAGCAAGAAUCGAGGCUUACACUGUCGCAUAUAUUUUUGCACAGAAUCCCGACGUCGAACCUCAAUUUACGAUGUUAAUGUCACGGAAUGACGGCGAACAUACGACAUCCGGAGGAACAUUCACUCUUGGAAACCCGCUCUCAAAAUAUGCGAACAUCACAGACCAACCGAUCCUGCCAAUUAUGAACACGACUACAGGGAGACAACACUGGACGGUGAUGAUAGACAGCAUCAUCUUGAACAAUGCCUGUUUUACGCAUAAAGGCGUCGCAUAUCCAGUGAAUCCGCUUGAUGUAGUGACUCCAAUCGGAUGGCACAAAGAUGGGACGGUCGUCUGCCAUGGCGCAUUCGUGACUCUUGGUGAACCUGACCCCUCAGGUCCAACAGUGGUUUUGGGGCAAACAUUCCUGCGAAAUGCAUAUGCACUCUACAACCUGAAUCCCACGGGUAACAGUAACAAGAAUACGACACUGCCAUUCGUACAGCUACUAAGCGUGACCGACGCGAAGGAGGCUGCUGCGAACUAUACCGCACAGAACAAUGCACGUCUCGAGGCAUUUGCCACAGCACAUGGUAUCAAGUAUGUCGCACAAUUAUCUGCCCAGGAGUCGCAAAGAGCACAAAUUCGAGGAUGUAUAUUACUUGUCGGUAUCACGACAUUUGUUCACCUCAUCGGUCUUCAGUGGGCUUUUUGA
Messenger RNA from Postia placenta MAD-698-R-SB12, 1281 nucleotides. RefSeq lists its product as hypothetical. The coding region runs from base 1 to 1281 and encodes 426 amino acids. Gene Ontology annotation, molecular function: aspartic-type endopeptidase activity. The transcript has 9 exons. Lineage: Eukaryota; Fungi; Basidiomycota; Agaricomycetes; Polyporales; Adustoporiaceae. The record is from RefSeq and is a predicted model, not a curated record. Gene Ontology annotation, biological process: proteolysis.